UGGCAACUCCAACAGCUUGAUAUUAAAAAUGCAUUUUUGAAUGAGGAGUUAGAGGAAGAAGUCUAUAUGACAUUACCACCAGGCUUUUGUAAAAGAAAUGAAGGCAAUAAUGUGUGCAAACUAAAAAAGUCUCUAUACGGCCUCAAGCAGUCACCAAAAGCAUGGUUUGACAGAUUUGCAAGUGUGUUGAAGAAUUAGGGAUAUCGUCAAGGGCGGUCAGACCACAAUAUGUUUUUCAGAAUAUUUGAAGAUGAAACAAGGACCAUUCUGAUCGUGUAUGUUGAUGACAUUAUCCUCACAGGUGACAACACAGUUGAGGUAGAAAGAUUGAAACUGAGUCUAGCCACAGAAUUUGAAGUAAAAGAUUUGGAACAACUGCGAUAUUUUCUGGGAAUGGAAGUGGCCAGAUCAAGGAAAGGUAUUAUUGUCUCACAACGAAAAUACGUCCUAGAUCUACUAACUGAAACUGGCAUGCUUGGUUGCAAAUCAAGUGACACCCCCAUGGAAUUUGGGAGGAAGACGGACAACGUGGGGAAAUCGGUUGAUAAGGACAGGAAUCAGCGACUAGUUGGGAAACUAAUCUACCUAUUACACACUAGACCAGACAUUGCAUUUGCAGUUAGUGUGGUGAGUCAACAUAUGCAUCCUCCUAAGGAAGCUCAUUUAGAAGCAGUAUAUAGAAUCCUGAGGUAUCUCAAAGGUACUCCCGGCAAAGGAUUGUUCUUCAAGAGAACUGAGAAGAGAAAUGUAGAAAUAUUCACAGAUGUUAAUUGGGCAGGAUCAAUGGAAAAAAGAUGAUCAACUACAGGCUAUUGUUCCUUCGUAUGGGGAAACUUGGUAACAUGGAGAAGUAAGAAACAAAAUGUAGUUCCUUGAAGUAGUGCUGAAGCAGAAUUUCGGGCAACGGCCCAGGGUAUAUGUGAAGGACUAUUGUUAAGGAAACUUUUGGGAGAAUUACAAGUUACAAUGAAACUUCCAAUCAAACUCUACUAUGACAACAAAGUUGCGAUCAAUAUUUCACUCAAUCUAGUUCAACAUGAUCGCACCAAACAUGUAGAGGUAAAUAAACACUUUAUCAAAGAAAAAGUUGAUGAUGGAACUAUUUGCAUGACCUAUAUUCCUACCAAAGAACAAACGGCGAAUGUGUUCACUUAAGGACUACACAGACAACAUUUUGACG
Molecule: messenger RNA, 1180 nt
Organism: Olea europaea var. sylvestris
Lineage: Eukaryota; Viridiplantae; Streptophyta; Magnoliopsida; Lamiales; Oleaceae
Exons: 1
Coding region: 229-798 (189 amino acids)
Source: RefSeq, a predicted model, not a curated record